Triticum aestivum (bread wheat) is the source of this 1842-nucleotide messenger RNA. RefSeq names its product SKP1-like protein 21. Bases 423 to 1451 code for a protein of 342 amino acids. Gene Ontology annotation, biological process: ubiquitin-dependent protein catabolic process. The record is from RefSeq and is a predicted model, not a curated record. Lineage: Eukaryota; Viridiplantae; Streptophyta; Magnoliopsida; Poales; Poaceae. The transcript is spliced from 10 exons.
AGGCCCAGGCCUAGUAGAGGGAGCGAGGGAGCGUCGCCAGUGGGCCGGAUGGGCGAGGCAGAUGGAUAAGGGAGUGAGGGGGGCUCGCACUCCCGUGUCGCUUCGGCUUCCUCCGCUCGCCAUUUUCCGUCCCGAACCGAACCAAACCGCAGGCAGGCGCACGCCCACCAACCAAAUAACACCACACGCCUCCUUCCCUCCCCUCCCCACCCCGCCCCCCCCUCGCCGCCGCCACUCGCCACCGCCGCCGCAGCGGCCCUCCCUCCCUCCCCGCCGCCCUCCUCCUCGCCGCCCGCCCCGGCCGCCCCAAGUUAUUUGCUGGCCAUUGGAGUACUCGGUUGAGGAAUACCUAAAAAGGAGUUACUUGUAAAUUUUCUGCUGCAUCCAAUUCCUCCCAUAUAUUUUUUCUGGCAUUGGCAAGAAUGUCAGAAAGUGAGUUAUCAGUAAUAAAACCAGAGUCGUUGAAGACUUAUAUUUGGCUUCAGUGCUUUGAUGGAUCCAUACAGCAAGUGGAGGAAGAGGUUGCCAUGUUCUGCCCUAUGAUAUGUCGAGAAAUUGUCAAAAAUGGAACAGGAUCAUCCAAAAAUCAUGCUAUUGCUCUCCCAGAAAGAGUUAAUCCAUCAAGUUUGAGUUUGAUUCUUGACUAUUGUCGGUUUCAUCAAGUCCCAGGGCGCUCCAACAAGGAGCGGAAGUCAUUUGAUGAGAAGUUUGUUAGGAUAGACACCGAAAAACUUUGUGAGCUGACAUCUGCAGCUGACAGUCUUCAAUUAAAGCCAUUGGUUGAUCUUACUAGUCGAGCACUUGCUCGAAUCAUUGAAGGGAAGACACCUGAGGAAAUCCGUGAUAUUUUUCAUUUACCAGAUGACUUAACGGAGGAAGAAAAAUUGGAGCCACUGAAAAAUAUAAACGAUGAUCCCAGGAUUCGCUUAUUGAAUCGAUUGUAUGCAAAGAAACGGAAAGAACUACAGGAGCGCCAGAAACUAAAGGAUAUUCAGGUACAGCAAGAGCAAAAGGAUGAGCGAUCUUUGGACGAGUUACUUUGUUUUAUAAAUGGGGAUGGAGGUUCUGGAGGUGGGAAAGCUGGUAAGAAUAAGAAAAAGAACAAGAGAAGGAAGGAUCCGAAGAACCUCCCAAAGGCUGACCCUGAACAUGAGGAAGGUGCCCGUGCGGUACCAUGCAAUGCGGGUGCUGUUAAUAAUAUUUCUAGAGCUCCUUGCCCAAGUUCAGAUGUGCAAGAUGAUAAUGAGUACCCCUUUGAAGAUGGUGAUCUUGAUGAUGGACUUGAUCCUGCAAUGCAGGAAGAGCUUGAUAGGGAAGUUGAAGAUUUCGCUAGGAGGCUGAAUUCUGUUUGGCCUGAAAGAAUGCAUUUGGGUCAAGAAAGAAGAAUUGAGUCGCAGCUGAUUGGUGGUAAUGGUUCUCUGCAGAGAUUUUCUGGGUUCAAUCACAGGUGAAUGGCGUGCGGCAGGAUGAGCAAGCUGAAGCCUAGGAAACUUGUGCACAUACAGCUUCGAAGAGAGGUAGAGACCGAAGUGAGCAGCUGCUGCCGAAAAGGCCUUGAAACUCGGAACCGAGCUUGCAGACAAUGUGCAUCUGUUUCCCUUUGCCAUUUCUGGCGCAGGGUCCGGCUCGUCAAAGUUGGGAUGAAGCAUAGCAAGGUUUUAGAUAGAUCAAGGGGGAAAAUUUUCCGGUCCGGUCGUGUUAUUUCUUGGAUAGCGUUUGUUCAUUCUGGGUCGACUCUGUUUUUUCCGUCGUCGCAAUUUUCCUGGACAGAGCAGAGUGUGCAACUGUAAGAAAUGAUGAUGUCGUCACUGCUGUGAAAGAAAUUCCGUUGGUUGGUACUUA